UCCUUCCGCCAUUUUACAAUCUGUCCUAGCACGAGAGUACACGGUCGUAGUCGUCGUGUAAUAUAACGAAUACAUUUCGCACACUAAAUUAGCUUAAAAUUAUCUGACUUUUCGAGUUUAAUCAGUUAUUUUAUUCGGGAGAAGAAAGAUGCCGAGCCACCCGCUUCGCGUGGCGGUUGUGUGCUCGAGCAACCAGAACCGCAGCAUGGAAGCUCACAACAUCCUCAGCAAGCGUGGUUUUGACGUGCGAUCAUUUGGGACGGGAUCACACGUGAAAUUGCCAGGCCCAGCACCGGACAAGCCCAACGUGUAUGACUUCAAAAUCACUUACGAACAGAUGUACAACGAUUUGGUCCGCAAGGACAAAGAACUAUACACACAGAACGGAAUCCUCCACAUGCUGGAUCGCAACAAGCGCAUCAAGGCACGGCCGGAGCGAUUCCAGAGUUGCAAGGACCAGUUUGACCUGGUCGUCACCUGUGAAGAGAGAGUCUAUGACCAGGUGCUAGAGGAACUGAACUCGCGUGAGCAGGAGACCUUCCAGCCGGUACACGUGAUCAACGUGGACAUUCAGGACAACCACGAGGAGGCCACUCUCGGAGCCUUCCUGAUCUGUGAGCUCUGCCAGUGUAUCCAGCACACUGACGACAUGGAGAAUGAGAUGGACGAGCUGCUGCAGGAGUUCGAGGAGAAGAGUGGCCGGCCCUUCCUCCACACCGUCUGCUUCUACUGAGCAGCUGGCUGCUCCAUGCGCUGUGCUGCGACGUCAUUGCACUGUCUCUCCCCAAAGUCACACAUGAAUUUACACAAUAUACACAUAUGCUGUGGGGGGUGGUGGGUUACCCACGAUGCAACAUCAACCCCCCCCCCCCCCCUCCCCCACACUCACCCCUGCCAUUCUCUAAUGACCUCCUACCCUCUCCAAGUACAUAGGAAGGGCAUUGCCUCCUCCUCCCACCAUAGUCCAGGGAGCCAAGGAGGGUUGAUCUACUCUGCUCACAUGUGAACAAUGUCACUACAGCUGUGAGGUGGCGUUAAAUGGUUACUUUUGUUUACUUGGUGAGAUUUGAAUUUUGGCUGUGUAGAGACCGAGGUGUAAACCAUCUUUUGCACAGCCUUGUAGAGAUACAAGAUUAGGGUGCAAUAGCUGGCUAUGUAGCCUUCCUUCCUAGUCAUUAUCCCACCCUCCCCAUCACUGCUCAGUGAUGCCCGAGUGGCUGUAGGGGGGUGUGUGUGUGUGUGUGUGUGGGGGGGGGGGUGGUGUACUAAUGUUGAUCAACCCAGUCAUGUCCCAACAACUUUCUACUUUAACUCCAAUUACCAAGGCUAUGGGUCACCUCAUUCUAAUCCAAGACCUUUGCCCCCUCCAGCUCUCUGUCACUCUCUCCGACAUGGAUACAACAGUUACGAUGGCAGAAGCCCCAUUUCACUCUCUUCGCUCGCUCCCUCCCUACUUUCCUUUCUUCUUCCUCCCCCUUUCUUUCUUUCUUUUUCUUUCUUUCUCUCUCUCUCUGUCUCUCAGUGCCCCUCUACUUCUGUUUUCCCCUCUGAGGGCAGAUUGGUUUACUGUAAGUACUUUUAAGUGUAAUAAUCAUUUUCCUUUUUUAUCACUUUUGCUUUUGUCAAAUACGCGUGAUGCCCUGGGUUGUGCAAAAUGAACACAAGUGUAGUUUCUUCUAUUUUGUGUGAGUGUGUGCGUGUGUGAGGAGAGCUAAGAUGAUGUGUAGUGUUGUGAUGUGAGUGUUCUUCUCGAGUGUACCGAGAAAAGAUAUUGAUCCAAGUGACGAGAAGGCAGUGAGUCAAUGAUUACAUCUUUAUAAUUCAAUCACAUUGUUUUGAUACAUAUUUUAAACCUCAGAUUUGUCAUCUGCUCAGGGGGGAAAUUGUUUUUUUUUUUCUUUUUUGUACAUUUAGCAAGACUACAACAUACUGAAUUAAUUGCAAGCUGAGAGCUCAGUCCAGAGUGCCUGAAAUUCCUUUUGUAAAUAAUGAUUUCGCUAAAGGAAUAAAUGUGUCUAGCAAAA
This is a messenger RNA of Alosa sapidissima (American shad), 2024 nucleotides long. It is a transcript of the gene ssu72, whose product is annotated as SSU72 homolog, RNA polymerase II CTD phosphatase. Gene Ontology annotation, biological process: termination of RNA polymerase II transcription. Gene Ontology annotation, molecular function: RNA polymerase II CTD heptapeptide repeat phosphatase activity. Lineage: Eukaryota; Metazoa; Chordata; Actinopteri; Clupeiformes; Clupeidae. The record is from RefSeq and is a predicted model, not a curated record. The transcript is spliced from 5 exons. Gene Ontology annotation, cellular component: nucleus; mRNA cleavage and polyadenylation specificity factor complex. Bases 149 to 733 code for a protein of 194 amino acids.